This is a messenger RNA of Tribolium castaneum (red flour beetle), 1263 nucleotides long. It is a transcript of the gene Dlish, whose product is annotated as Dachs ligand with SH3s. Gene Ontology annotation, molecular function: protein binding. The coding region runs from base 123 to 1175 and encodes 350 amino acids. The transcript is spliced from 4 exons. Lineage: Eukaryota; Metazoa; Arthropoda; Insecta; Coleoptera; Tenebrionidae. The record is from RefSeq and is a predicted model, not a curated record.
ACUUUGAUCGCCCUCUGCGUUGUGAUUUGAUCAAAAAGAUCAUUGUGUUUGACAGAAGUACAGUUGUAAUUAUUGGAAUAUUAAGUGAAUUGUUUGAAAAUGAGAUAAACGAUAAAUGAAAAAUGGCAUUUCUUUGCCCUGUUCGUAUCAGACGCGGCAAGAAGAAAAAAUCUACAAUCUCCGACCUCGACAAAGACCUCAACCGGCCCAUCAAUGGGGCCCCCGGCAUGGGCCGAAUCACCGGCUCGGCCAGCAUCGAGACCCUCGUCCGUGUCGGAAUCGAAAAAGAGCACGGGCUUUCCCCCGAUUCGAAAAUGGUGGUUCUCCACGACUUCACCCCUUGCGUGGACGACGAACUCGAAGUGAAACGUGGACAGAUCGUCAACAUCCUCUACCGGGAGAACGACUGGGUUUAUGUGAUCGGUUUAGACACCAGACAGGAGGGUUUCAUCCCUUAUUCGUACUGUUCGCCAUACAACAGCCAUUUGGCCGAACUGGCCAUCAAGAAGAAACUCCCAAGGGAGACGCAACUCCCAUCGGGGGAGAGCUCGGACACGAACCAUGAAUGUGAAGGGGGUUUGGAUACGAGUGACUGCGACUCGUUGGGGAAAAAUAAAGUUCGAGGGGCUGGGAGUCCUAUUAGUAUCCGGUCCGAACCGGAUAUGUUGCCAUUUUCGAAGGAUCCGUCCGGGAGAUAUAUUGUUUUGUACACGUUUAUAGCCAGGGAUGAGAAUGAUGUGUCGGUCGAGCGUGGCGAGUUUGUUACUGUUUUGAACAAGGAGGACCCGGAUUGGUACUGGAUCGUGCGCAGCGACGGGCAGGAGGGUUUUAUCCCGUCAGGGUUUGUCUACCCGGCCGAUAACGUGAUUCAGGGCCAUUUGAAUCGAGUCACGAAUCAGAAUCUGGGUGGCAGUUUGCCAAACCAGAACAAUUCGCAUCUAUUGACAUCGUCAAGUGUUGACGAUUUGCGUUAUCACGGAACGGAAUUGGUGAUGUUGUACGAUUAUAAAGCGCAAGCUCCUGAUGAUUUAACUGUAAGAAGAGGUGAUUGGAUUUAUGCCGACUUGAAUAAUCAAACUGUGGAUGGGUGGUUGUGGGCGUAUGCGCCCAAGACGAGGAAAUAUGGGUUCAUACCCAAGGCUUACGCAAGGCCGCCUGCUAUGACGAGUCUUUGAUUGUGUGAAUGGAUUUUUAAUAAGACAUUUUAUAUUUUUAUACAUUUUUAUUGCCAGACAUUUAUUGUUAAUAAACUUUUACAUAAGA